Molecule: messenger RNA, 2517 nt
Organism: Gigantopelta aegis
Lineage: Eukaryota; Metazoa; Mollusca; Gastropoda; Neomphalida; Peltospiridae
Product: serine/threonine-protein phosphatase 6 regulatory ankyrin repeat subunit B-like
Exons: 2
Coding region: 1-2466 (821 amino acids)
Molecular function (GO): protein binding
Source: RefSeq, a predicted model, not a curated record
AUGUUCAAACGGGGCACGUUGAAGGAAGACUGUCUGGAUCCAUUUGAACAGGACGAAGAGACACUUCAUCUGAUUAACACUCUGAAGAAUGUAUGCAGUAUUAACACUGGUGUCUCUCUUGGCCAGAUAAAAACAGCUGCUCAGUCUAUUACUGGUGUCUACCUCGAGUAUAACGAAAUCAACAAAUCGUAUUCAUUCAUUCACCAGUCAGUUUUUGACACAUUGUUUCUGCAGUUUUCUGGCGAGUUCCUUAAGAAUAGCAUUGAAGUUUGUCCUUUAUCCAUGCUUCUUGAGUACGUUGUAACACCACGUGCGCCCACUAGAAGCAUUGUUACAGUGAUGGUAAAGAAGGAAAACUACAAAUUCCUUGCCAAAAGGCUUACCGAUGAGUUGAAAGGGACUCGGCACGUUGAGGACGAAACGAAUGUGCCAAACAUCAGAACCAUUCUUUCGCACCCGUCAUUCAAAGACGAAGAGUUUGUGAAAUUUAUCACAGAAAUAGUCUGGAACAAUGACGUUCUCGCAGAAAUACUGAACCAGAAGCUUGAUGGUCAAGAGCUUCAUGUUGAAGUUGCUUUUACCAAGGACACUGUAGAACAGACAUGGAAAUAUGUUGAAAAUGAAGACAAAAUUGUUAAUAUUGAGAACAAAGGAAGUACACCACUUCUUUUGGCAAUAACUGUUAAGAGUUUUGAUGUGUGUCUCUAUCUACUUGAUAAAGGAGCUGAUCCAAAUGUCACUGAUGCAGAACAGAAUUAUCCAUUGCAUCUGGCCGUGUGCGAUGACGAACUCGAUACUGUGGCAGAAAAAGAAGUGGUAACAGAGAAAAUGAAUAAACAUACAGGUUCGCCCAUGGAAGUAAUUAAAAGAUUAGUUGAGAAGGGUGCAAAGCUAAAUGUUGUAGAUGCAUCUGGGAACACGCCACUUCACAUUGCUGCACACUACAGUUCAGUGGACGUGGUCAGGUAUCUAGUAGAAAAGGGUUUACAAAUAGAUCUGCCAAAUGGUAAUGGUGCGAUGCCCAUUCAUCUUGCAUCAGCCCAUAACACAUCUGACGUGUGUCUAUGUAUACUUAAUAACGGGGCUGUUCCCAAUGUAACAGAUGCACAUAGCAAAUCACCACUGCACUUUGCUGUUUGCAACAGAGAUGCAAAUGUUGUUGUAACUUUGAUCCACCAUGGAGCCAAGCUGGAUAAUGUAGAUGAAUUUGGAAACACUCCACUACACAUUGCCACUAAGGAAGGCUCCUUGCAAGCUGUAAGUGAUUUAAUGGAUAUGAAGUCCGAGGAGACUCUGGCAAAUGAUGAUGUAAUGUCGCUAUUUAACCUGGCAGUAGAACAUAACACCGAAGAUGUGGCAAUGUAUUUUCUUCACAAAAUUUCGGACCCAAAAUCAGUGGGUAAUACGGAGAUGGAUUCACCUCUACAUCUUGCAGCCAAAGUACACGCACCUCGUUUAGUAAAAGCAUUAGUUGAAGGUGGAGCCAGUGUGAACAAAAAAGACCGAUCUGGGAACACUCCACUUCUGGCUACGCUUCAAUACUACCCUAAGGUGGAACGGAAGAAUUUGGUAGAAUGUAUGACAUAUCUAAUAAGCAACGGCUCACUUGUGAACGUAGCAGACCAUAACGGAAGAACCCCACUUCAUUUAGCAACAUCUCUCCCAUCGCAUGUGUCAGACUGGUCACUGGUUUGUGUCACAUACUUGGUGGAGCACGGAUCUGAUAUAAACGCCGUGGAUGAUCGAGGCAGAACUCCACUUCUCCUGUCACUAAUAGAUCACCAAAUCAAAAUCAGUGUUAGUCUUUAUCUUCUAGACAAAGGAGCUGAUCCUAACACGACAGAUAUAUCAAGCAGACAUCCUUUACAUUUGGCAGCUAGGAAGUGGGUCACACCUGUACUGGAAGCGUUAGUGGAGAAGGGAGCCAAUGUCAAUGUAUCUGAUUGUUCUGGAAACACUCCACUUCACUAUAUGGUACAGCCUGGUGGAGAACGAUGGAUAAAGUAUUUAAUAGAAAAGGGAUCCCACAUAAACAAAGUAAACAAUGACGGUGACGCCCCACUGCAUAUUGCUGCAAGGGAAGAGAAUCCCUUUGUUGGUUUUGAGCUAAUUUGUCGGGGAGCUGACACUAAUAUUAUAAAUAAAGAGAAUAUGACACCUUUGCUUUUGGCAGCAGACACGAGUCGUUCAGAUUUGGUGCACGCUAUACUUUCGAAGGAUAAGAACGUGAAUAUCGUAGAUAGUUCCGGAGAAAUCGCACUCCACAAAGCAGUGCGCCAGAAUCGGUUGGAAUCUGUCCAGUAUUUAGUAAUGAAAGGAUCAGACAUAAACUUGGCAAAUUCUGCUGGCAAAACACCACUUGAUUUGGCAGAAGGAGAACAGUGUUCAGAAAUUAGAGAAUAUCUGAUGGCUAAAGGAGCUAUUUCUAAUGCAGCAGGGCCAUCGAAGGAUAAACCUUCAUCAUAGACAGUGUGGUUUCUGUUGGACUAAAUACAUUUCCAGAGAAAGAAAAUUGUU